Molecule: messenger RNA, 2415 nt
Organism: Penicillium daleae
Lineage: Eukaryota; Fungi; Ascomycota; Eurotiomycetes; Eurotiales; Aspergillaceae
Gene: prp28
Product: mRNA splicing protein PRP28
Exons: 3
Coding region: 1-2415 (804 amino acids)
Biological process (GO): mRNA splicing, via spliceosome
Cellular component (GO): catalytic step 2 spliceosome
Molecular function (GO): RNA binding; RNA helicase activity; ATP binding
Source: RefSeq, a predicted model, not a curated record
AUGGAUGGGAUAGUGAUGAACGGCUCCGCUGGCCCUCCUGGCCCUCCUCCAGAUCCAAUAGAGCGCCCAGCAACUCCCCCUCCGCCUCCUCCUGAAGACUUGGGUGCUCCUCCGCCACCGCCAGAUGCUACGGUUCCUCCUCCUCCUCCAGAAGAUGAGCCUCCCGCGCCCCCAACCGAAGUCAAGAAGAGAAAGCUAGGAUGGGGAAUGAAGAAGUCUGCUGCAGCUCCACUGAGUGUGGAAGAGCUUAUCCAGAAGAAGAAGGAUGCGGAUGCCGCAGCUGCAAAGCCGAAGUUUUUGUCCAAAGCACAACGUGAGAAACUCGCACUGGAGAAACGAGCCAAAGAAGUAGAAGCUGAACGACAAGCCAAGGCGUCCUUGAACGGUGCCAGUCGCAAUGGGGUUUCAUCCGAGUCGCAGCCAGUGAAACCAGUGAAACCAGUGAAAACGGACCCUGAUCGCCGAGAUCCAGCUGGACGAGUCCCUACCGGUCCACGCGCCAUGCGUGGUGACGUUCCAACAGGGCCAGCUGCUUCGCGAAAUGGACAGCCAUCACGGAAUCGCGACAUGGACCCGCCGUCUCAGCCGAGGUCGAAGAAUUCCAAAGGAGAGAAACAAUUAACCGAGGAAGACGAGGUUACAGCACACGCAGCGCUCUUGAAGCAACGAUACAUGGGAACGGAACAGACCUCGACCUUCUCGGCAAAGAAGAAGCGCAAGCGCACCACGGACCGGAAGUUCAACUUCGAAUGGAAUGUAGAGGAAGACACCAGCGGCGACUACAAUCCACUAUACCAGAGCCGACACGAGGCAAACUUCUUCGGCCGUGGCAGACUGGCAGGGUUCGGAGAGGACGUUGCAGAUAACAUGGUGCGCAAGUAUGCGCAAGCACUGGAGACCCGGGAUCAUGAAUCGGGUAGCAUGCGCGCCAAGGAGAUCCUGGAGAUGGAGCGUCGACGCCGCGAGGAAAGUACGCGGAAUCAGCUUGAUAAGCACUGGAGCGAGAAGCGACUGGAACACAUGCGGGAGCGAGAUUGGCGUAUCUUUAAGGAAGAUUUCAACAUCGCCACCAAGGGUGGCAGUGUGCCAAACCCCAUGCGCUCUUGGGAAGAAAGUCAAUUGUCGAAGCAGUUGUUGGAGCUCAUCGAUCGUGCUGGCUACAAAGAGCCUACUCCGAUUCAGCGCGCAGCUAUUCCGAUUGCUCUUCAGUCGCGAGAUCUUAUUGGUGUCGCUGUGACUGGUUCCGGUAAAACAGCUUCGUUCCUGCUCCCGCUACUGGUAUACAUCUCAGAGCUUCCACGGUUGGACGAGUUUGAAUGGCGCAAAAACGACGGACCGUAUGCGAUUGUCCUGGCGCCUACUCGUGAGUUGGCCCAGCAGAUCGAGAUUGAGGCAAAAAAGUUCACACAGCCACUUGGGUUUAACGUCGUCAGUAUUGUUGGAGGUCACUCGCUUGAGGAACAAGCUUUCAGUCUGCGCGAUGGCGCGGAAAUUAUUAUCGCCACCCCCGGUCGUCUUGUCGACUGUAUUGAGCGCCGAAUGCUCGUUCUCAGUCAAUGUUGCUACGUGAUUAUGGAUGAAGCCGACCGUAUGAUCGAUCUUGGUUUCGAGGAACCUGUCAACAAGAUUCUCGAUGCUCUUCCAGUCACUAACGAAAAGCCCGAUACUGAAGAGGCCGAGAAUCCACGCGCCAUGCAACAACACCUUGGCGGGCGAGACCGCUACCGCCAAACAAUGAUGUACACGGCCACUAUGCCCGUGGCCGUUGAGCGUAUUGCACGAAAAUACCUCCGCCGUCCGGCCAUCAUCACAAUCGGCGGCGUCGGUGAAGCAGUCGACACAGUUGAGCAGCGCGUCGAAAUGAUUCCCGGCGAAGACAAGCGGAAGAAGCGACUCGCGGAGAUUCUCUCCUCAGGCGAUUUCCGCCCUCCGAUCAUCGUCUUCGUCAACAUUAAGCGUAACUGCGAUGCCAUCGCCCGCGAAAUCAAACAAAUGGGUUUCUCAUCCGUUACCUUGCAUGGUUCCAAGACGCAGGAACAACGUGAAGCCGCGCUGGCGUCUGUCCGAAGUGGUGCUACCGAUGUCCUGGUCGCCACUGACCUCGCUGGUAGAGGUAUUGAUGUGCCAGACGUCUCGCUUGUCGUCAACUUCAAUAUGGCUACCUCCAUAGAGAGCUACACCCAUCGUAUCGGUCGUACCGGUCGUGCGGGCAAGAGUGGUAUUGCUAUCACGUUCUUGGGUAGUGAGGAUGCCGAUGUUAUGUACGAUCUCAAGCAAAUGCUCAUCAAAUCCCCUAUUUCUCGCGUGCCCGAGGACUUGCGGAAGCAUGAGGCGGCCCAGUCGAAACCAACACGUGGUCAAGGAAAGAAGAUCGAGGAUAGCUCCGGGUUUGGAGGAAAGGGCGGAUGGGCGUAA